Messenger RNA from Phaeoacremonium minimum UCRPA7, 1272 nucleotides. RefSeq names its product putative caspase domain-containing protein. NCBI's taxonomy places the organism in Eukaryota, Fungi, Ascomycota, Sordariomycetes, Togniniales, Togniniaceae. Bases 1 to 1272 code for a protein of 423 amino acids. Gene Ontology annotation, molecular function: cysteine-type endopeptidase activity. The transcript is spliced from 4 exons. Gene Ontology annotation, biological process: proteolysis. The record is from RefSeq and is a predicted model, not a curated record.
AUGGCGGUUACCAGGGAGGUUAUCAAGGCGGCUACCAAGGACAAGGACAAGGAGGCUAUCAGGGAGGGGGAUAUCAAGGGGGUGGAUAUCAGGGUGGCCCUCCGCCUCCUCCUCCUCCCCAGCAAUGGCAGGGCGGCGGUGGUGGACCAGGAGGACCAGGAGGCUACAAUCAGUAUCCCCCUCAACACCACCAAUAUCCUCCUCAGCAUCACCAACAGAACCAAUGGGGUCCUCCGCCAGGUCCCCCACCGCCAGGUCUCGAUCCAUACGGCUAUCCCAUGCGGCCUCCGCAACACCAGCAGCACGCCGCCUCCCACAGGCGCGCAGGAGUUCGGGCAUGGGGCUCCCCAGGGCUACACCUUCCAGUACUCGAACUGCACGGGCCGGCGCAAGGCGCUGCUGAUUGGCAUCAACUACUUCGGGCAGGACGGCGAGCUGCGGGGGUGCAUCAACGACGCAAGGAACGUGUCGUCCUUCCUGAUCGAGCGGUACGGCUACAAGCGCGAGGACAUGGUGGUCCUGACGGACGACCAGACCAACGCGAUGAUGCAGCCGACCAAGCAGAACAUCCUGCGGGCGAUGAGCUGGCUGGUGCAGGGGGCGCAGGCCAACGACUCGCUGUUCCUGCACUACUCGGGCCACGGCGGGCAGACGGCGGACCUGGACGGCGACGAGCAGGACGGCACCGACGAGGUCAUCUACCCGGUCGACUUCCGGCAGGCGGGCCACAUCGUCGACGACGAGAUCCACCACUGGGUCGUCAAGCCGCUGCAGGCCGGCGUGCGGCUGACGGCCAUCUUCGACAGCUGCCACUCCGGCUCCGUCCUGGACCUGCCCUACAUCUACUCCACCAAGGGCGUGCUCAAGGAGCCCAACCUCGCCAAGGAGGCCGGCCAGGGCCUGCUGGCCGCCGUGUCGGCCUACGCGAGCGGCAACAUGGGCGGCGUGGCCUCGUCCAUCUUCGGGUUCGCCAAGACGGCGUUCAAGGGCGACGACGCGUACCAGAAGACCAUCGAGACCAAGACGUCGCCGGCGGACGUGAUCAUGUGGUCGGGCAGCAAGGACGACCAGACCUCUGCCGAUGCAACGAUCGCCUCACAGGCCACGGGCGCCAUGUCCUAUGCCUUCAUCUCGGCGAUUAAGCAGAACCCGAACCAGAGCUAUGUCGAGUUGCUGAAUAGCAUCCGGGAGAUCCUGGAGGCAAAGUACUCGCAGAAGCCGCAACUAUCGUGUAGCCAUCCCUUAGAUACAAAUCUACUAUUUGUCAUGUAG